AUGCACGUCCAGUACGUCAAGAAGAGCAGCGAGGACAAGGACGCGAUCGAGUACGUCCUCACCGAUCACCUCCGACUCUCCGGCAUGUACUGGGGCCUGACGUCGCUGGAUCUGCUCGGCCGCCUCGACGUCGUGGACGCGGACGAGAUUUGCGACUUUGUGCAGCGGUGCUGGGUGCCGGACGUGGGAGGGUACGCGCCGUGCGUGCACCACGACGCGCACGUGCUCUACACCCUCAGCGCGGUGCAGAUCCUCGCGCUCUUCGACCGCAUGGAGCUGAUCGAUCGCGACGCCAUCGCGUCGUUCCUCAACUCGCUGCAGCGCGAGAGCGACGGCGCCAUCAUGGGCGACGAGUGGGGAGAGGUUGACACGAGGUUCGCGUAUUGCGCUUUGUCGAUAUCGACGCUCAUCGACAGGCCGCGUUGCAUCGACCGGGGAAAGGUUGUGGAGUGGAUCGACAAGUGCAAAAACUUCGACGGCGGGUACGGCAGCGACCCUGGGGGUGAGUCGCACGCCGGUCAGGUGUUUACGUGCGUGGGGGGCUUGGCGCUGUGCGACGCCGUCGAUCGGAUCGAUCACUUCUUCCUCGGGUGGUGGCUCGCGGAGCGACAGGUCAAGGCUGGUGGGCUCAACGGCCGCCCGGAGAAGCUCCCGGACGUGUGCUACAGCUGGUGGGUGCUCUCGUCGCUGUGCAUCAUGGGGAAGAUGCACUGGAUCGAUCAGAAGGCGCUCGCGAGGUUCAUCCUCGGGUGCCAGGAUGACAAGAAAGGGGGCAUCGCCGAUCGGCCGGAUGACGAGCCGGAUGUAUAUCACACGUUCUUCGGGCUCGCGGCGCUGUCGCUGAUGGGGUUUCCGGGCAUCAAGCCGAUCGAUCCGGUGUUCGCGCUGCCGACGCACGUGUGCGAGCGCAUCGGGGUCAUGCGCACCGCAGCCGACGGGACGGUGGUGGGACGUAAAGAGAAUCCAACGAGUACAAAAGGCGAAUCGGCAGAGCCGUGA
This is a messenger RNA of Micromonas commoda, 999 nucleotides long. RefSeq lists its product with no specific name. The record is from RefSeq and is a predicted model, not a curated record. Gene Ontology annotation, molecular function: Rab geranylgeranyltransferase activity. The coding region runs from base 1 to 999 and encodes 332 amino acids. The transcript has a single exon. NCBI's taxonomy places the organism in Eukaryota, Viridiplantae, Chlorophyta, Mamiellophyceae, Mamiellales, Mamiellaceae. Gene Ontology annotation, cellular component: Rab-protein geranylgeranyltransferase complex. Gene Ontology annotation, biological process: protein geranylgeranylation.